Chionomys nivalis (European snow vole) is the source of this 8683-nucleotide messenger RNA. RefSeq names its product polypeptide N-acetylgalactosaminyltransferase 13 (gene Galnt13). The transcript is spliced from 14 exons. Gene Ontology annotation, cellular component: Golgi apparatus. The record is from RefSeq and is a predicted model, not a curated record. NCBI's taxonomy places the organism in Eukaryota, Metazoa, Chordata, Mammalia, Rodentia, Cricetidae. The coding region runs from base 575 to 2245 and encodes 556 amino acids.
CUCUGUCGAGGUGACAAUGUGCUAGGAGCACCGCUCCGUCUCCUGCGCCUCCUCGGCCUGGGCGCCCCCUGGCCGCGCUCGCCGAGCCUCGCGGCCACUCGCCGCGCUAUGUGGGAGCGUCUCCAGCGCUGGCCGAGGCUGGGGCCGCCUUGCUCUUCUCGCCGCCGCGAAGAAGUGUGAAGAGAGACGCGGGCGGGAGCCGGGGCUGCGAGCGGUGCGGGCUCCAGGUGAGCAUCGCUCUCGGCGUAGCUGGCCGCCGGCGGGGCUCGAUCCUGACAGCAUCCCGAGCGCCGAGCGCCGACCGCCGAGCUCUCACCGCGGGAUCCUCUGCCACCAGACCAGAUGAAUUUUGUAGAAGUAUUUUGAAGAUGAAUGUUUUCAAAUUUUGAAAUAGUCAAGCGCCAUAUAUGGCAGCUGUGUGAAUUGGAUUCUGGUGCAUAUCCCAGUGACCAGACCAGCAGUCUUCAUCUGCUUUAUGGGAUGCAUCCUGCUUUUGUCCUGGAGUUCACCUCUUUGGCUUGGAUUUAUCUCAGGAACAUUUGUCUUCAGUCUCCGAUUUAAGUAGAAGUCAAGCAUGAGGAGAUUUGUCUACUGCAAGGUGGUCCUGGCCACAUCGCUGAUGUGGGUCCUGGUUGAUGUCUUCUUACUCCUGUACUUCAGCGAGUGUAAUAAAUGCGAUGACAAGAAGGAGAGAUCCCUGCUGCCUGCACUGAGGGCUGUUAUUUCAAGAAAUCAAGAAGGUCCAGGAGAAAUGGGAAAGGCUGUGCUUAUUCCAAAAGAUGACCAAGAGAAAAUGAAGGAAUUGUUUAAAAUCAAUCAGUUUAACCUCAUGGCCAGUGACUUGAUUGCCCUUAACCGAAGUCUGCCGGAUGUGAGAUUAGAAGGAUGCAAGACGAAAGUUUACCCUGACGAACUUCCAAACACAAGUGUAGUCAUUGUGUUCCAUAAUGAAGCUUGGAGCACUCUACUUAGAACUGUCUAUAGUGUCAUAAAUCGCUCUCCACACUACCUGCUCUCUGAGGUCAUCUUGGUUGACGAUGCCAGUGAAAGAGAUUUUCUCAAGUUGACAUUAGAGAACUAUGUGAAAACUUUAGAAGUGCCAGUAAAAAUUAUCAGAAUGGAAGAGCGCUCUGGGUUGAUACGUGCCCGUCUCCGAGGAGCAGCUGCUUCAAAAGGACAGGUCAUAACUUUUCUGGAUGCACACUGCGAGUGCACCUUAGGAUGGCUGGAGCCCUUGCUGGCGAGAAUAAAGGAAGACAGGAAAACAGUUGUGUGUCCCAUCAUUGAUGUUAUUAGUGAUGAUACCUUUGAAUACAUGGCUGGAUCAGACAUGACUUAUGGUGGUUUUAACUGGAAACUAAACUUCAGAUGGUAUCCUGUUCCUCAAAGAGAAAUGGAUCGAAGGAAAGGAGACAGAACAUUACCUGUCAGGACCCCUACUAUGGCUGGUGGCCUAUUUUCUAUUGACAGAAACUACUUUGAAGAGAUAGGAACAUACGAUGCAGGAAUGGAUAUCUGGGGUGGAGAGAAUCUUGAAAUGUCUUUUAGGAUCUGGCAAUGUGGAGGCUCUUUGGAGAUUGUGACUUGCUCUCACGUCGGUCAUGUUUUUCGAAAGGCAACUCCAUAUACAUUCCCUGGUGGCACUGGCCAUGUCAUUAACAAGAACAACAGAAGACUUGCAGAAGUUUGGAUGGAUGAAUUUAAAGAUUUCUUCUACAUCAUAUCCCCAGGUGUUGUCAAAGUGGAUUAUGGAGAUGUGUCAGUCAGAAAAACACUAAGGGAAAAUCUGAAGUGUAAGCCUUUUUCUUGGUACCUAGAAAACAUCUAUCCGGAUUCCCAGAUCCCAAGACGUUAUUACUCACUUGGUGAGAUAAGAAAUGUUGAAACCAAUCAAUGCUUAGACAACAUGGGCCGCAAAGAAAAUGAGAAAGUGGGUAUAUUCAACUGCCAUGGCAUGGGAGGUAACCAGGUGUUUUCUUAUACUGCUGACAAAGAAAUUCGAACUGAUGACUUGUGCCUGGAUGUAUCCAGACUCAAUGGACCCGUAAUCAUGUUGAAAUGCCACCAUAUGAGAGGAAAUCAGCUAUGGGAAUAUGAUGCUGAGAGACUCACUUUGAGACAUGUCAACAGUAACCAAUGUCUGGAUGAACCUUCUGAAGAUGACAAGAUGGUGCCCACUAUGCAGGACUGCAGUGGCAGCAGAUCUCAACAAUGGUUGCUGAGGAACAUGACCUUGGGGGCAUGAAGACUGUUUCUCCCAAGAUGUGAAUGAACGUCUCUACACUUUUGUUUAUCCAUUGUUUUGGUUUGGUGAAAUUAUUAACUUUGCCGAAUUAAAAGUUUUAAAAAAUACUUUUAGUAUUCUAAAACACAGUUGUUUAUAAUUCAUUUUUAGGAAUGUUUAUUUCCCUACUAAAAUUUGUAUCUGAUUAAAGAAGCACAUAAAAUAUAAGUAAUAGGAUACCGUUAUUAAACAUUUGAACUGUUUGGGGAAAAAUACACUUUGCGUUUCCUUUUAAAAUGUCUUUAUUAGCCUCUUGUCACAGAGUUACUUGGGGUUGAUUUUUUAUUUUAUGUUGUAAUAAUGAUGAAAGAGAGAUCAUGUAAUGCCUUAUACUAUAUCUUAAUUAUGAAAUAUUAUCAUUGCUUUAUAAAACUUUCUUUUAAAAAAAUGCUUCAUGGAACCACGAUGAAUUUCUAUGCUAACAGUUGGAACACUUAAAAAUUGAAUUCAUAACACAAAAUGAUCAGUACAAAGAAAAAAAUUAAGUUUGCUACUGAAUUCUUAGAAUAUUAUAUUAUCAUACCAAAUAAAGGACUUAGAAAUUUAUUUUACAUAAAAAAUUUAAGUCUAAUAAUGAAGAGAGUGAGUCUGAUAUCGAGAAAAACAAGAGCAUUAUAAACUCCAGGAAUCGCUGGGAGAGAAUCUUCACCUCCACCUGAGGACAGUCUCACUCUGAGACUUGAUUUCAGGAUCUGAAUCCCCAGCUGCCCUUUCUGUCUGCAUACACAAAGCUGCACCUUUUCCCUUCACUCUAGGACUGUAGGUGAAAGGUGACCUUUUAGAUUCAAUUUAAAACUGUUUCUACCACUUUUAGUUCAGUCAGUGAUGUCAUUGGCACUUUGUAUUUUAUUUUUUAAAAAGUAUGGCGCUAUAAUAAUUUAUUGCUAUAGUAUUAAAUCUAACAUCAAUCAUUGGAAAACAAAAUUCAUGAGAAUUCAUUAAUGUGAUAUUAAUUAAACUACUAGAUAUGGUUUGGAGUGAAAUGUGGCUCAGUCUUAUUUAGGGGAUGUCAUGUGUUAUUUCAACUUUAAAAUUCCUUUGUUCACAGUGAACGAACUGAUGUUGUGAAAAAGACACAAACACAGUGAUGGGAUGUCAACAAAUUUUUAUAUUUAAUAUUUAAGUAACCAUCUAGUUGUGUAUGUACAUUUGAUUUGUGUCUCUAGCAGCUAGAGGAAUUCUAUGGGCGUGGAAAUAGAAGAAGAUUCUUCAGGAGUAGAAAGUCCGUUCUUUUGACCUUUUGUUUUAGAUGAUCUAGAAAAAGCAUUAAUUGCUAGCUACACCUUUCUUUAGUCUAUCCACCACCUUUUAUCUUUGUCUUUCUCUCCUGUCUCUGUCUCUAUCUUUCUCUGCCCCCAUGCGCUCUCUCUCUCUCUCUCUCUCUCUCUCUCUCUCUCUCUCUCUCUCUCACACACACACACACACACACACACACACACACCCCUUUAGAAUGAAGAUAGAUUUUUCUCAAGACCUUUAUUUUCCUAGCUGCUUUCCCUUCCACUUUGGCUCCACACUGUUGGAACUGUGAAAAACAAUCCAACUUGGAAAGCUUCAGGUUUGUUGUUUAAAGCUCAAGCAUCCUUUACUCCAAGAACUUCAAGGAAUUCUUAGAUUCCCAAAAUUUUGGACAAAAGAUUUAAUAUCAGAGCUUUUAUUCAUGGGAUAGACAUUAUUCAUACCAUCUCUAACAGAAACCCAUGGCUCUCAAAAGACAGUCAAUUUUAAACUGAUCAUGAUCACUCAAGUCACCUGAAGCCUAUAAACAAGUUCAUUUUCUGUCUCCACUCUUUUCUCCUAUGCUUUCUUCUUGUUCUGACUCAAUAAACAUGAAAUACCCCUAUAUAUUAUUUUUCAGAAAAUUAAAAAAGUGUAAACUCUCAAGUUCAUUAUAUAAUGUCUUCUACCUAUGGCAAUCAAAACACAUAUUAUAGAUAGGGAGUGUGGUCAAUGACAUUUUGAAAGAAUAUAAUCGCUUAAUGGGAGCUAAAAUUGAAGCAUCUCAGAAACAUUUUAUGUAAAUGAAAAUUUGUUAUGGUCACAUUGAAAUACAUAAGAACAUAAGAAACACUCUCAAAGACUCCUCAGGUGACUUGAAUAUAUGCUGUGUAGUGUCUGAAAAUUAAAAAAAAAAUAGGCGUGUGGAGAGACAAAAUGAUACAAAACAUUGAAACCAGAAAGAUUUAAGUUCUUCAAAAAUAUUUGCCUUCAGUAAAGUAAAUGAAAGCCUUGAUUGGAAUCACAGUGAGUCACACAUACACACACACACACACACACACACACACACACACACACACACACACUGAUCCGGGCAAGUAGAUUUUUUCAGUUGAUUCAGUCUAUACAUUCCUCUGGGUUUUUCUCAUAAGGAAAAACUCAGUUUCACCUUUUAGGAUGUUCAAGUCAAAACUAGAGAGUUGAGAAUUGAGGGAUCAUUCACACAAUUGGCAAAAGUGUUCAUGUCCCACCACCCCCAGCAUGUAAACCUGAGCCUGAGCCCAAGCACCCGUAUUUAGAAGAGCAAGUAACCACUAGAUUGCUGGCAUGUGUUUUUAAUCCUAGCACUGAGUGGGUGAAGAGCAGUGAAUUCCUUGAGUUUCCUGGUCAUCCAGUUUAGCUUAAUUGCAAAGCUCUAGGCCAAAUGAGAGAUUGUGUCCAUAAAACCAACUGAUGAGGCCUUUGAUUGACUUCUGACAUCCACAUGUGCAUUCACGUCCUGUUUGUGUGAGCGUGCACACACAUAUAAAAUAGGUAAAGUCACUUUUGACUUUUCUUUCUCUUUCAGACUUUCCAAUCCUUCCUACCUGCAUGGAACUGCCUGCAGCCAAAAUUAAUGAGAAGUUGGCUAAAAACAAAAUUUAAACUUGAUCAAGAUAUGUUUAGAAAUCCACACUUUUUUGAUAACUGACUACAUUGUGGUCAAGUGCUGAUUUUGUAGAUGACAACAUCAUGUUGCAAUGUCAAAAGGUUGGGCAAAAUAAGUCUAACCAUCUGGAAAUUGAAGUUAACUUAAUUCUCUCUUUGGUAUAUAACCAGAAACCAUCCAUUGUAUGUUAAUAUUUCUGACCUUCUAAAUCCCAUGCAGUAUUACUAUAACACCAUAUUUUUCCCAAGUCUUAUGCUACCCAAUGCUACACUUGUUUUCUUAAUUACAACAGUCACACAGAUACUGUUAAAAACAAAUUAUUACAUUUCCCUGAACAUAACCUUCUCAUUAAUUUUCAACUCAUCACAUAGUUCCUGUCAUGUCUCUAUGUGCACUCCACAAAACAUAUAUGCACAAACUCUCUGCACAUGGAUAUGUGCAUAACACAGCAUUUACAUGUGUGUACAUGCACAUGCAUAGAUAUCUCUUUUGUUUUGUAUUUUUUUUUUUGAGACAGGGCUUCUCCGUAGUUUUGGAGCCUGUUCUGCAACUAGCUCUUGUAUACCAGGCUGGUCUCAAACUCACAGAGAGUUCUCUGCCUCCCAAGCCCUAGGAUUAAGAGUGUGAGCCGCCAGUGCCCGGCGAUAUUUCUGUUUUCUAAUCUCUUAUCAUCUUUCAUUUCAUUACACUGUCCUGGCUGCCAAGCAAGUUACUGCUUUAGUGUUGGUUCUAUCUGUCCCAUACAUGUCACUCUUUUUUUUUUUUUUUUGGUUUUUCGAGACAGGGUUUCUCUGUGGUUUUGGAGCCUGUCCUGGAAUUAGCUCUUGUAGACCAGGCUGGUCUCGAACUCACAGAGAUCCGCCUGCCUCUGCCUCCCAAGUGCUGGAAUUAAAGGCGUGCGCCACCACCGCCCGGCUACAUGUCACUCUUUUUAAUUUUCUUUAGGUUUCUUUUCAAACAUUACCUAUUUAGUAUAACACAUUCUUGUCCUGUCUGCACUUUCUUGCUUUUAUAUCUCUGACCAAAAAUAAAUCUACUCUUUUAUUUACAUCAAUUUCUGCCAGUCUCCAACACACACUUGGGAAUACAAUUACAUUUAUUUCAAUCUUUUGAUUUCAGUGCCAAGUCCACAUCUUUGUAAGGUGUAAGCACCCUAUUGCCAAUCUACAAACCCAGGCAUUGAAGUCUUUUAUAAACCAAGGUUUAUACUAGUUUUGCCCACUGGCUAUAUUUAGCUUCUUUUGUUAUCUCUUGGCAUACACUAAUUAUACUUCUGAAACUAAUGAGAUUAAGAGUGUGUUGAAGUUGUUAAGAAGCAUUGUAUCAUAAGAUUUCAUAUUUAAAACUCUAGAGUCCAGAAACAUCUUUACAGAGAAUUUUUAGAGCUUUGUUUCCAAAUGUUCAUUUUUCCCCAAAUCCUUCAUAUUAAAGGACUAUAUGUUGUCAUCUCUGUUAAAAUCACCUGCCUUAUGGAAAUGAAAUAUAUCAUUUUAUUAAAAUGCUGCUUUAAGAUAUAAGUUGCUUCACUUUACUGAAAAAAUAUAGUCUCAGCUUUUUGGUUGUGUUAGAUUGAUCACAGAAGGGCUAAGAUUUUUGAGUCUAAAAAGGAGAUAAUACAUUCUUUCAAAAUCAUGUUUAUUUUCAUGUUUUGACAAUGACUAUAUAAAGUUUAUUUUCAAUGUAAAAAUCUAUUAACAAAAGAUAUUAUAGAAACCUUAAAACAUUAAAGAUGUUAUACCAUUAAUUUCUGUGUUUAUAGAUUAUAAAACUGAGCCAUGGACAUAUAGUGUAGCUUGCCCAAAGAUCAUAGUAUUAUAAACUAAGCUGCCAAGACUCCUAAAACUACUGCCAAAAAUAUAUAAAGGCACAAUAAUGGAAAAAUAACCUUCGUCAAAAUCUUUUAUUAGUAACUUGAUUCUUAUUGCUUUUUAUUAUUUAAUAAAAUUUGUCCAAUAAAAUAAGACCACAGACAAUAGAAGACCUGCAUCACAGUGAUUAUUUUCCCUGAAAAUAUAAUGUUUACAGAAGUGUAGAACACCCUAGCACCAGCACACAAAUGGUUUGAGGAAAGCAGCAGCAAGCUUUUCAGUAGUAACUGGUAGAAAUCUGUUAUCAUCUGUUUUCUUGCAAUUCUCUUGAAGGUAAAGUGAGGCUGACCUACAGCUUACACAGCCUCUUAAACCGUCCAUUCCUGAGAACACUGAGUGAGUUCUGUGUUUGCAGCUUUGCAGAGUACAGAGAAACCAGAAAACGUUUCUAGGUCUCCCAGGGUCGCUUUGUUAUAAGCAUAAUAUGUAAAUUUGAUUUCUCCUUAGUGCUUAGAAACAGCCCAAUAAAUAAUAAGGAAAACAAAGGAGGGGAAAAUAAACUGCUAUGAUAAAAUAGCAUAACUGGAUUUUAAUGGUUUUCUUAAAAUUAGCGAGAGGUUAAGGAUACAGUAGAGUUGGUUCAGCAAACUUCAGAAUAUUGGUUGCUCCCGUACAUAUGGUUACUCCAUUUGAGAGGUGAACAAGCAUAGUCAUAUCCAUUGUAUCUGAUCUAGGAAAUCAAGUUUUAGUUUCAAAAGAGGCAAAAUUGAAUGCAUUCUUAAAUUGCAGGCAUAAUGAUUCGAAUAAAUACGAAAAAAAUAAAGACCUCACCAAAUAUGAACCUUAUCCUUGAGAUGUUAUUUUGUUCAACUGAGAACUUACAACUUUGACUAAAUGUCCAGUGUAAUUGGCCAGCAGGAAUUCAGUGUGUCAUCAGAGCUUGUGUUUCAAGAUUCAGUCAUAAGCUCCCAAAACGUCAGAUAGGGAGUGGAAACACGGCAUUUCUUCUGUAUCACAUAGGAGUGUCUGGUUUGAUUACACCAUUUUCAGAGUGUUAUCAAGUAUAAAAUACUGUAGGCAGCUAAGGUGUUGGAUGACUAGCAAUUUGUUUAACUAGUUGGUAUAGACUUGUUCCUGGUUUUUGUUUUUUAGUGUUUUAUAAAUUUGAAGAGAAAUUUUCAUUUAAUUUAUUUUUAACAUCUCCCUGAGAAAGUAGUGAUUCAACACAGUCUUCUGUCGAGAUAUUUCAGGUGAGGACCACUCUCUGAUAAUUGGCUCAUCAUUAUGUACAGUAAUGCUUUACUGACAUUGUUGUUGUGGGAGGAGGAAUCAUUCUCCUCUGUCUGGUGAGUUAGAAUCAAAAAGAAUAUUAGAUAUUGUUUCAUCUAAGAUGUUUCUGAAACAGAUGCUUCAAAACUAAAAUUUUCAUCCUGUGUUUAACGGUGCGGUUAAAACUUAAAGACAAUGCUGUUUGGGUCCUGGUGUUUCUUCAUCUAAAAAUAGCACAAGGGAGAAACAGGAACCCAUAACCACAGAACUUUCUUUGAGAUGGGUGGGGACCAUCAGUUUUUAAAAUCAGUGUAGUCACAGCUAGAGAAAGUAAUCUCAAAAAUGUUUAGACAUGUUCCACACAGAGGAUUGUGCAUAAAGAUUUAAACAUUUUAAAUGUUGUAAGCAUUACGAAAUGGUAUAAUUGUUCUUUUGCUGUAAAUUUAAAUAUUUAUA